AGGCGGACCCCGCGGCCCGCAGCUCGCCCGCGGUCGGUCGGGCUGGACUGGGCGGUGUCAGCCGAGGCCCUCGCCAGGCGAGACCCGGGCAGCCGCGGCGGCGCCGACGGGAGCGGCAGCGGGGAGACUGGCCAUGGAGACCCGCUACAACCUCAAGAGCCCGGCUGUUAAACGGCUGAUGAAAGAAGCGGCAGAGUUAAAAGACCCAACAGAUCAUUACCAUGCCCAGCCUCUGGAGGAUAACCUUUUUGAAUGGCACUUCACAGUUAGAGGGCCCCCAGAUUCUGACUUUGAUGGAGGAGUCUAUCAUGGACGCAUCGUUCUGCCGCCAGAGUACCCCAUGAAACCACCAAGCAUUAUUCUGCUAACGGCUAAUGGACGAUUUGAAGUAGGCAAGAAGAUCUGUUUAAGUAUCUCAGGACAUCAUCCUGAAACCUGGCAGCCUUCGUGGAGCAUAAGGACUGCAUUGCUGGCCAUCAUUGGGUUUAUGCCAACUAAAGGAGAGGGAGCCAUAGGUUCUCUAGAUUACACACCCGAGGAGAGAAGAGCACUUGCCAAAAAAUCACAAGAUUUCUGUUGUGAAGGCUGUGGCUCUGCCAUGAAGGAUGUCCUGUUGCCUUUAAAAUCUGGAAGUGAUUCAAGCCAGGCUGAUCAAGAAGCCAAAGAACUGGCCAGACAAAUUAGUUUUAAGGCCGAAGUCAAUUCAUCUGGAAAGACUAUCGCUGAAUCAGAUUUAAACCACUCUUUCUCACUAAAUGAUUCACAAGAUGAUUUACCUACAACAUUCCAGGGUGCUACAGCAAGCACGUCGUAUGGAACCCAGAAUGCAUCUGGAGCACCCUUGCCACAACCUACCCAGUCAGCUCCUAAGAGUACCUCCAUGAGCCCUCGGCAGCGCCGAGCCCAGCAGCAGAGUCAGAGAAGGUCAUCCACUGCCCCUGACGUCAGCCAAGGCCAGCCACCAAGAGCCAACCACACAGAGCACGGCGGGUCAGCCAUGCUGAUCGUCAUCCUGACUUUGGCAUUGGCAGCUCUUAUAUUCCGGCGAAUAUACCUGGCCAAUGAGUACAUAUUUGACUUUGAGUUAUAAUGCUGGUUUGUGACUAAGAGCUGUGACUCGGUUGCUUCAUUAAACAUUCUGCAUUGGGUAUAACCUAA
Acomys russatus (golden spiny mouse) is the source of this 1158-nucleotide messenger RNA. It is a transcript of the gene Ube2j1, whose product is annotated as ubiquitin conjugating enzyme E2 J1. The coding region runs from base 134 to 1090 and encodes 318 amino acids. Lineage: Eukaryota; Metazoa; Chordata; Mammalia; Rodentia; Muridae. The transcript is spliced from 8 exons. The record is from RefSeq and is a predicted model, not a curated record.